AUGGCGGGGGCUGGCGGGGGCCUCAGGGUCUGGGGGAACCUGGUGCUGCUGGGCCUGUGCAGCUGGACAGGGGCCAGGGCAGCCGCUCCCAACCCAGUGAGGAACCUGAGAGUGGAGGCUCAGACCAACAGCUCCAUCGCCCUGAGCUGGGAGGUCCCCGAUGGCCCAGACCCACAGAACUCCACCUACUGGGUUCAGUGCGCUGGAGACGGUGGCAGAACAGAGACUCGAACCACAAGAGACACCAACGUCACCGUGGAUGGACUUGGACCCGGGUCAUUGUAUACGUUUUCUGUGUGGGUGGAGAAAGAUGGAGUAAAUAGCUCUGUGGAGACUGUCACUAGUGCCACAGCUCCCAACCCAGUGAGGAACCUGAGAGUGGAGGCUCAGACCAACAGCUCCAUCGCCCUGAGCUGGGAGGUCCCCGAUGGCCCAGACCCACAGAACUCCACCUACGGGGUUGAGUACACUGGAGAUGGUGGCAGACCAGAGACUCGAAGCACAGCUGACACCAACAUCACUGUGGAUGGACUUGAACCCGGGUCUUUGUAUGCGUUUUCCGUGUGGGUGGGGAAGAAUGGAAUCAACAGCUCCCGGGAGACUCAAAAUGCCACCACAGCCCCCAACCCAGUGAAACCUGAGAGUGGAGGCUCAGACCACCAGCUCCAUCUCCCUGAGCUGGGAGGUCCCCGAUGGCCCAGACCCACAGAACUCCACCUACGGUUCAGUGCACUGGAGACGGUGGCAGAACAGAGACUCGAACCACAAGAGACACCAACGUCACUGGAUGGACUUGGACCCGGGUCAUUGUAUACGUUUUCUGUGUGGGUGGAGAAAGAUGGAGUAAAUAGCUCUGUGGAGACUGUCACUAGUGCCACAGCUCCCAACCCAGUGAGGAACCUGAGAGUGGAGGCUCAGACCAACAGCUCCAUCGCCCUGACCUGGGAGGUCCCCGAUGGCCCAGACCCACAGAACUCCACCUACGGGGUUGAGUACACUGGAGAUGGUGGCAGACCAGAGACUCGAAGCACAGCUGACACCAACAUCACUGUGGAUGGACUUGAACCCGGGUCUUUGUAUGCGUUUUCCGUGUGGGUGGGGAAGAAUGGAAUCAACAGCUCCCGGGAGACUCAAAAUGCCACCACAGCCCCCAACCCAGUGAGGAACCUGAGAGUGGAGGCUCAGACCACCAGCUCCAUCUCCCUGAGCUGGGAGGUCCCCGAUGGCCCAGACCCACAGAACUCCACCUACUGGGUUCAGUGCACUGGAGACGGUGGCAGAACAGAGACUCGAACCACAAGAGACACCAAUGUCACCGUGGAUGGACUUGGACCCGGGUCAUUGUAUACGUUUUCUGUGUGGGUGGAGAAAGAUGGAGUAAAUAGCUCUGUGGAGACUGUCACUAGUGCCACAGUCCCCAACCCAGUGAGAAACCUCCAUAUGGAGACUCAGACCAACAGCUCCAUCGCCCUGAGCUGGGAAGUCCCCGAUGGCCCAGACCUUCAGGACUACACCUACUGGGUAGAGUACACUGGAGAUGGUGGUGGAACUGAGACCCGAAACACAACAAAUACCAGUGUGACAGCUGAGGGACUUGAACCCGGAACCUUGUACACAUUCUCUGUAUGGGCAGAAAAACAUGGAGCACGCGGCUCCAGGCAGAAUGUCAGCAUCUCCACAGCUCCCAGUGAGGUCACAGAUCUCCAGAAUGAAACUCAGACUAAGAACUCAGUCAUGCUGUGGUGGAAGGCCCCUGGAGACCCCCACUCUCAGUUGUACGUAUACUGGGUCCAGUGGGCCAGCAAGGGACGUCCCCAGAGGGGGCAAGAUCCCCAAGCGAAUUGGGUCAACCAGACUGGCAGGACCAAUGAGACAUGGUACAAGGUGGAGGCCCUGGAACCCGGGACUCUGUACAACUUCACCGUGUGGGCAGAGAGGAAUGACGUAGCCAGUUCCAUGCAGAGCCUCUGUGCAUCCACAUACCCAGACGCAGUCACCAUCACUUCCUGUGUCAGCGCCUCAGCGGGCUAUGGAGUCCACUUGACCUGGUCCUGCCCCCAGGGAGGCUACGAGGCCUUUGAGUUGGAGGUGGGAGGACAGCGGGGCUCCCAGGACAGAUCUUCAUGUGGGGAGGCUGUGUCUGUGUUGGGGCUCAGGCCGGCUCAGUCCUACCCAGCCACCAUCACGACCAUCUGGGACGGAAUGAAGGUUGUGUCUCUCUCUGUGGUCUGCCACACCGAGAGUGCAGGGGUCAUUGCCGGAGCCAUUGUGGGCAUCCUCCUGUUUCUCGUCCUCGUGGGCCUGCCGAUUUUCUUCCUAAAGAGGAGGAAUAAGAAGCAGCAGAAACCAGAACUCAGGGAUCUGGUCUUCAGCUCCCCAGGGGACAUCCCGGCUGAAGACUUUGCUGACCACGUCAGGAAGAAUGAGAGGGACAGCAACUGCGGUUUUGCAGAUGAGUACCAGCAACUCUCCCUGGUGGGCCACAGCCAGUCUCAGAUGGUAGCUUCGGCUUCAGAGAACAACGCCAAGAACCGCUACAGAAAUGUGCUGCCCUAUGAUUGGUCCCGGGUGCCCCUGAAGCCCAUCCACGAGGAGCCAGGCUCUGACUACAUCAAUGCCAGCUUCAUGCCCGGUCUCUGGAGCCCCCAGGAGUUCAUUGCAACCCAGGGUCCCCUGCCACAGACGGUGGGUGACUUCUGGCGCCUGGUGUGGGAACAGCAGAGCCACACCCUGGUCAUGCUGACCAACUGCAUGGAGGCCGGCCGGGUGAAGUGUGAGCAUUACUGGCCUUUGGACUCACAGCCCUGCACCCAUGGGCACCUGCGGGUAACCCUGGUAGGUGAGGAAGUGAUGGAGAACUGGACGGUGCGGGAACUGCAGCUCCUCCAGGUGGAGGAGCAGAAGACGCUAUCCGUGCGGCAAUUCCACUACCAGGCCUGGCCGGAUCACGGCGUUCCCUCCUCCCCAGACACCCUGCUGGCUUUCUGGAGGAUGCUCCGGCAGUGGCUGGAUCAGACCAUGGAGGGAGGCCCACCCAUUGUGCACUGCAGUGCUGGCGUGGGUCGCACAGGCACCCUCAUUGCCCUGGACGUCCUGCUCCGGCAGCUGCAGUCCGAGGGUCUCCUUGGGCCCUUCAGCUUUGUGAGGAAGAUGAGAGAGAGUCGGCCGUUGAUGGUGCAGACUGAGGCUCAGUACGUAUUCCUGCACCAGUGCAUCCUGCGGUUCCUCCAACAGUCAGCCCAGGCCCCAGCCAAGAAGGAAGUCACGUAUGAGAAUGUGGAAAACCUCAUCUACGAGAACGUGGCUGCCAUCCAGACCCACAAGUUGGAGGUCUAAGUGACGAGGGGGCUGGGUCGGCAGCCCAGGCAUUCUCAAGCUCUGGAUGCCCACUUGAGCCCAGAUUCCUGGAAGAGCAGAGGGCUGGGCUCCCAGACUCCUGGGUGCUGUGGGAAGAGGAGGCUGGGAUCCCAAACUCUGGUUUCCCCAGGAGAGAGUGGUCUGGUGGGCUUCAGAUGAGUCCUAUGGGAGCUGGGGAUCUGGAUUCCUGGUUCCUUGAAGAAGGAGAGGGAUGGUAGCUUGGAUUCCCUAGGUCUUUCCUGGAUGCAGACAGAAACAGGCUGGAGCCUGGAUUCUGAGGCAGGAAGGAAUUUGGGUCUGGAGUUCUGGCUACUUGAGGACCAAAGGCAGGAAGGAUCCUGCCCCGAUUUUACUUCAGAAACCAAAUCAGUCUUCUAUAAUCUGGAGUCAGAGGGAGUCCCUGUGCCCAAGGUCUCCCUGAACCCCACCAUCCACAUAUAUUUUUCCUUCUAUCCCAUAAUUUAUUAAAUCACUGUUCUCCCCAGA
Pongo pygmaeus (Bornean orangutan) is the source of this 3843-nucleotide messenger RNA. RefSeq names its product protein tyrosine phosphatase receptor type H (gene PTPRH). Gene Ontology annotation, cellular component: signaling receptor complex. Gene Ontology annotation, molecular function: protein binding; protein tyrosine phosphatase activity. The record is from RefSeq and is a predicted model, not a curated record. NCBI's taxonomy places the organism in Eukaryota, Metazoa, Chordata, Mammalia, Primates, Hominidae. Gene Ontology annotation, biological process: peptidyl-tyrosine dephosphorylation involved in inactivation of protein kinase activity.